GGGCCAGUCCCAUCCUACCUGAGCACGAGCGUGCAUACCCAGCCAUCAGUACUAUAAGGCAUUGGCUGGAGACGUGCGUCUUUCUAGUGUAUUUAAUCCACCGCUGCCGGUGUAUCAUCGCCUCCUGCCUUUGUCAAACUUGUAGAGAACCAUGGCUACUGAUCUAUCCAGAGACGAGAUCGAAGAGAUCAAAGACGUGUUCGAACUGUUCGAUUUCUGGGACGGUCGUGACGGUGAGGUCGAUGCCUUCAAGACAGGUCACAUGUUGUACUGCCUGGGGUUGAACCCAACCCUCGGCACCGUCAAGAAGAACGGAGGAACCGACAAACUGGGAGAGAAAGCCUACAAACUAGAGGAGUUUCUGCCCAUCUUCUCAGCUGUUUCUAAAGAAAAAGACACUGGCACCUUCGCUGACUUCAAUGAAGCUUUCAAGACUUUCGAUCGUGAGGGCCAGGGGUUCAUUUCAGCAGCCGAGAUGAGGCACGUCCUAACAUGUCUUGGAGAAAAACUCAAGGACGCUGAAGUGGACGAAAUCAUUCAGGCCACAGAUACCAGAGAAGAUUUGGAAGGAAACAUUAAAUACGAAGAUUUCAUCCAGAAAAUCUUGAAAGGACCAUAUGAAUAAGGUCACCACCCCCCUCAGGCAUUCAGAAACCAGACUUACUCUCUCAUCUCUUUAUCACUAAAAAAACAUUUUCCAAAGUUCAUUUUUCAAAAUUUGACGACAAAAAAGUAAAACACCUGAAAAUUUGGUCUCAUCUGGCUAGUGUUACAUAAGUUUCUGUACUUCUUGAAAAUUCUCUUCACAAUUUAAAAAUAGAUCAGUUUUCAGUUUAUUUUUACUACAAAAAGUUAAAGUUGAAAGCUAUGAUCUGUUGGCUAGAACCCAUGUGUGUGUGGAAGGUUUUGUCUUGUCUGUGUGAGGUCCAUGUGAACAC
Molecule: messenger RNA, 938 nt
Organism: Physella acuta
Lineage: Eukaryota; Metazoa; Mollusca; Gastropoda; Physidae
Product: myosin, essential light chain, adductor muscle
Cellular component (GO): muscle myosin complex
Molecular function (GO): calcium ion binding
Source: RefSeq, a predicted model, not a curated record